This is a messenger RNA of Dreissena polymorpha, 1902 nucleotides long. RefSeq names its product MAM and LDL-receptor class A domain-containing protein 1-like. Bases 167 to 1858 code for a protein of 563 amino acids. The transcript is spliced from 17 exons. NCBI's taxonomy places the organism in Eukaryota, Metazoa, Mollusca, Bivalvia, Myida, Dreissenidae. Gene Ontology annotation, cellular component: membrane. The record is from RefSeq and is a predicted model, not a curated record.
UAUGGUAUUACACUGCUGUUCCUGGUGCCUUAAGUGUAUCAGAAAUAUACGUUCGUUCGCGUUGUCACAUAACGACACAUUUCUUAAAUGGAACACAGAUAAGGAGGUGAACUAGCUCGCCGAUUUUGUCAAAGUUUUGAGUUUUUUCAUCCAGCGAAGGGAGUGCAUGGAGUUCAAUUCAGUCAUGUUGAGAGUGGUUAUAAUCCUGGGGAUUUUGGUCAACGCAUUUGUAGGCACACAUGCUAUUUCCUGUCUGAGUUGUGAGACUGGCUACGAGCAUCUAAAUGAGUGUAACAGAGUUGUUCAGUGUUCUGAAGGACAGGCGUGUUACAUUGAAAGAGUGAUGCCACUAGAUGGGGGAAGAUCUAAAUAUUUGGCUGGAUGCAGGGACAUGUCGUUGUGCAACAUUGAAGGCUGUUCAGCGAAGGAUACCAAGAACCUCACUGCUCCUAGCAAACGAUCAGACAUUGUCAUCUGCUCAGAAUGUUGCUUCCGCUCAUUGUGUAAUACACAGGGAUGUGGUGGCGUUUUCGAAGCGAGUUCUACUUCAAUCCGAUGUUUUAGUUGCCCAGAAGUUUACGGAAACAUGUCUUGCAACACUUUCACCCUCUGUGAUAAUAAAACUCAGAUGUGCCAGUCCGAAAAAAUCGGUCUUAACAGACAUCCUCACCCAGGUGCCGUGGAAUUGGGAUGUGGGAAUCGAAAUAAAUGUAUAUUCUCGCAGCAGCUUUACAUAAAUCAAAGCGUUCCUCUAGAAGAUCAAGCGAUUCAUUGUUGUGACAGCCAUCUCUGUAACUGGAAACCACUAGACGACACCGGUGAAGUGGAAUCUAUAGCAAACAAGCUCACAUGUCCCCCAGAUCUUGUUGCGCCAACAACGACAACUACAAAAACGACACCGGCACCAAGAACAACAACUUCAACCACGACACCAGCGCCAACAACGACAAUUACUACAACAACACCACUGCCCAAAGUGAUCAGCACGUGUAACUUUGAUGAUGGUCCGUGUGGUUGGAACAAUAUGGCCGGAGAUAACUUUGAUUGGGUUUUAUAUAAAGGUCCCACACCCACAGGUGAAACAGAUGACACUGGACCGACAGCUGACCACACCUUUGGCAACGCUUCAGGCAUGUACGCCUUCAUAGAGUCAAGCUCACCGAGAGCCAAGGAUGACAAGGCCUGGUUCGGAAGCCCCUUGCUGGCUCCUUCUGUGCAAUCGGGGCCGCAAUGCCUUCACUUUUGGUAUAACAUGAACGGUGCCAGCAUCGGAACACUGAAGGUGUUCAUGUCACAGAACAACGCUUUUCCCGGAUACACCAUUUGGGGAUUAUCUGGAAACCAAAGUAGAGACUGGAAACAGGCUCACGUGACACUUGAUUCUCAUGUUGACUUUCAUAUAAUUAUCGAGGGAACAGUCGGUGCUGGUUUCCUUGGUGACAUAGCAAUUGAUGACAUUGUUCUCAGUGCACACCCUUGUUCGGAAGAUAGCACAACUUCAGAUCGACCGCCGUUCCAGUUAGGCACUGAAAGUACCAAAUGUCACCAGUGUACAGGCCCGAUCCAGAUUUGUGAACAGAUCCAUUUCUCUAAACCAUGCCUUUACCCUAACAACUACUGUAUCAACCACAUCACCAACCAUUUGGACGGUACCAGAACAGUCAAUAGGACGUGCGGUAACUUUGACACAUGCUAUCGUGAAUGGCACCUCGGUACAUCUGAUGAGGACAAAUGUGACGUGAUAAAAAACAACCAGCACGUGGACUUCCAGUGUACCUUCUGCUGUAUCAAAAACGACUGCAAUGUACCUCUCAGACCUGCUGAGGACAGCCUGUACAAGCCCAGAAUGAUUGGCUAAGAUGCUCGAUUGUUGUAUUGAAAUACACUCCGUUGGUUGCAAAA